This is a messenger RNA of Sinocyclocheilus grahami, 1799 nucleotides long. Its product is annotated as ankyrin repeat and SOCS box protein 15-like. Gene Ontology annotation, biological process: intracellular signal transduction. The transcript has 10 exons. The coding region runs from base 18 to 1799 and encodes 593 amino acids. NCBI's taxonomy places the organism in Eukaryota, Metazoa, Chordata, Actinopteri, Cypriniformes, Cyprinidae. Gene Ontology annotation, molecular function: protein binding. The record is from RefSeq and is a predicted model, not a curated record.
CUUGGAUAUAAAAGCUCAUGUCAUUUGGUGGUAAGAAACUUGACCUUGAUGAGUCUCGUCACAUAGAUGGGCAUGUUAUAUUGGACAGGAUGAAUGAAGAUGAACUUACCGAUUAUCUCAUUCAGCUGACCAUUGAAGAGUCUUGUCACAAGGCAUUUGCAAUAUCGAAAAACGGCUCCACCAGUGAUGAGAAUUCGAAACUGCUGGCAGCAAUCGAGACAGGUGAUACUGCGGUCAUCCGUGAGCUCAGGCAAUUUCCCAUGGCCUUCAAGGAAGUGGACAGUAGAGGAUUUCUACCACUCCAACAAGCCGCCAUGCAACCAUCAGGGAAAGUACUGGAGACAAUUCUGGUCUCCAGCCAGCCAAACUUGGAGGAGAAAAGUAGGAAUGGAGAGACUGCCUUGACUUUAGCAGUUCAAGCUGGACUAGAGGAGAAUAUCAGGAUCCUUCUGGAACAUGGAGCAUUACCACAUAACCCCAACAGCAAAAAGGAAUCUCCACUUCUGCUGGCUGUAAGAGUCCGAUCUUAUCAAAUGGUGUACGCUCUCAUUGCACAUGGAGCUGUAGUGGAUCAGGUAUGUUCUAAGAGGUGGACGGCACUGCAUGAAGCAGCCCAGGUGGGCUGCGUUGACAUUUUAAUGCUGCUGCUGAGACGUGGCAGCCAAGUGUCAGUGCGGGAUUGUCAUGGAGUGACACCAUUGAGUGUAGCAGCAGAAUGUGCAAAUCUUGAAGUCCUCCAAGUUCUCAUUGAUAUUGGAGCCGAUGUGAAUGCACAGUCCUGUAAGGGUGAAAGUGUGUUGAUGGAUUCAGCUGGUUCUGGAAACCCAGACUGUGUGGAUCUUCUGCUUGAACAUGGAGCCUCACCAGACCUGGCCAGUUUGACCGGGCAUCUUCCUAUUCAUCGUGCAGCCUUCGAGGGCCACUACCUUGUGUUGAAAAAACUGAUAUCUGUCACAAGCAAGAUGGCUCUCAUAGAGUCUGGUCAGAGUCCAGUACACUCUGCUGCAGAUGGAGGUCAUGCGCAGUGCCUGCAGCUCCUGGUUGACAGCGGUUUUGAUGUGAACGCUCUACUUGACCAAACCAUCUCCGACAAUUACAGUGACAUGCGUAGGAGUGCCCUUUACUUUGCCGUCUCAAAUGGAGAUGUUACUAGCACAGAGAUGCUGUUGAAUGCCGGAGCCAAACCUGAUCUGGAUCCCCUGCAGUGCCUCCUAGUGGCGGUGAGAGCUGGGAUGUACGAGAUUGUCAGGAUUCUCCUGGCCAACCGAGCAAAUGUGAACUGUUACUUUACUGAGGUCAACGACACAGUGUUUCCCACUGCCUUACAAUACUGCCUGAAGGAUGAGGAGAUGAUGCGAUUACUACUUAAUCAUGGAUAUGAUGUAGACAAAUGUUUCCAUUGUCACCAUGAUUUCCAUUUCUACAUGGGGUUUGCUUGGAAGGACAUACAUCUACAUAAACCAUGUUGUGUCAUCUGUGAUGGUGAAGACAAAAUACCUUUCUGUGACUUCAUGAGUUUGUGCUGCCUGGUUGACCUGUCUGGACGAGUGGUACUGAUCCUACUGGACUAUGUCAUCUGCGUCCCCCUCUGCUCACGACUGAUAUCCAUCCUGGAGAAACAAAAGGAGUGGGCAGAGAUAUGCACCAUCUUGAACAACCCACGAUCCCUGAAGCACCUCUGUCGUCUGGAAAUCAGAAAACACAUGACAAUUAAAAGACUCUGUAAUACCAUUAUAAUGGAUUCUUUUCCACCUCCGAUUAAAAAUUACCUGCUGUACAAGGAAUAUGAUCUGACUUGA